CGGAUGUUUUGGCUUGGGAGCCUUGAUGCCUUCAUGAACUGAUUUUGCUCUUUCUCGUGAAAACCCGAUCAUCCAUAUAUUUGAGCCUCACUCACACAAACGUGUCGAUAAGAUCAACAUCGGCACUAGCCUAUCUAUCAUGGCGCCCUCGGACCCUCUCGGCCCUGCCGCGGUGCUGAAGUCGAUGGCCGAUGCGCUGCCGCCUCACGAGAAUAAUGACACGGCUGCCGACCUGAAGAACCCUCUCGACUCUAUUGCCCUCUUCGUCCACGCCUGCAUGGUCAACCUAGGUUUCCGCCUGCUCGGCUUCGAUGAGGACCACACCAUCGAGGAGGAAUGCGCCCGCCAUGCGCCCAACCUGCCGCCGCAAUGGAAUACUUCUUCCGGCUCCCACGGCUUCGUCUACGCCCACACCCAAUCUGCCAUGCGUUUCGUGCUGCACAUAGACCGCCUAGGGGCCAAGGUUGAGAUCCGCGGCCUGGCUACCGGGGAUGAGCGUAUCGCCCGCUUCGACAUCACCGCCAACGACUACGUCUCCCCUUCUGCACUGCCCCUGCGCGUCUCCCGCUCUUCCGAGGCCACGCAAGACAACAGCGACCUCGUUCGGAAGCUCAAGACCAUCUUCAUCUCAGAGGAGCGCAUCAAGGACCUUGCCUCCCUUCUCAAGAUCACCAUCAUCCAGCGCCUGCUGCCCGCUCUCCAGAAAGAAGGCUACACCGAGACUCUGCCCGCGCGGCCGACCCGCGCCUCCCCGCCGCCCCGGCGGCCCGACGAGCCCUCCCACCUGCCGCCGCCGGCAGCUCCGCACCCGUACCCUGCCCCCGACCCCCUUGCCGCCCCGCCGCCCCACCGUCCCGUCCCGGCCGGCGACUUCCCGCCCCCGGGCUUCGAGGACGAGUACGAGAUCAACCGGCCGCCCGGCCGCCCAUGGCCCGGGUCCGCACCCGCUCCGGGACUCGGCGGGUUCGGCCGCGUCGGACACGACGACCUGUACCCUGCCGGCCUGGGCCCGCACGAUCCCAUCACCGGCUCUUUCACCGGAGGCGGGAUCGGCCCCGGGGGCCUGCGCCGUCCCGGCGGGCCGGGGACCGGCGGAAUGGGCGGCGGCAUGCACCCCACCUUUGAAGACCCGCUCUUCCGCGCUCCGGGAGGGCGGGGAGGACAGGGAGAAGAAGACGACACGUUUGGCGGACAGGUCCCGCCCGGCGCGAGGUGGGACCCGGUCGGACCGGGCGGGCAGCCACGCUUUGGCGGCGGUAGAGGUCCUCGUGGAGGAGGGGGUUUCGGUGGCUUUGGCGGUUUUGGCGGGGGAGAUAUCAUCUAAGACUCGCAAUCGGCUCGCCGAUCGAUCGGUUGGGAGUGGUCAAGAUCGAAACGGGAAAUUAAUUGGCUUUAGGGAACAGGGCGCGGGCCGCUAGCGACGAAUUAUGGGAGAAUGACUCAUCCAUUGAGGUGUAUGUACUAUAUGAUGAUGAUGAUGCUAUUUGCCCCCUCUCCACCCCAGAUUGGGACCAAUGCUAGUAUAACAACUUCCUGAAGAUACUUGACGUGUCGGUCCUCCAUUCGCUUGCGUCUAAAACGUUAAC
Messenger RNA from Thermothelomyces thermophilus ATCC 42464, 1586 nucleotides. RefSeq lists its product as uncharacterized. Gene Ontology annotation, biological process: proteasome-mediated ubiquitin-dependent protein catabolic process. The transcript is spliced from 3 exons. The record is from RefSeq and is a predicted model, not a curated record. Gene Ontology annotation, molecular function: endopeptidase inhibitor activity; proteasome binding. Bases 140 to 1324 code for a protein of 394 amino acids. Lineage: Eukaryota; Fungi; Ascomycota; Sordariomycetes; Sordariales; Chaetomiaceae.